GGCGGGCCGAGCAUGGCGGCGCUGCGGGUGCUGGAGCUGUACAGCGGCAUCGGGGGCAUGCACCAGGCCCUCAGAGAAAGCUGCACAUAUGCAGAAGUUGUAGCUGCUGUUGAUGUGAACACUCUUGCCAAUGAUGUUUAUAAGCACAACUUUCCCAGCACCCCGUUAUGGGCAAAGACUAUUGAGGGAAUAACACUGAAAGAAUUUGACAGAUUAUCUUUUGAUAUGAUUUUGAUGAGUCCUCCCUGUCAGCCUUUUACAAGAAUUGGCCUGCAAGGUGACGUGUCUGACCCACGGACCAAGAGCUUUCUCUAUAUCCUUGACAUUCUCCCAAGGCUUCAGAAGCUUCCAAAAUACCUACUUUUAGAAAAUGUUAAAGGAUUUGAAUCCUCUUCUGCAAGAAAUGAACUUUUGCAAACACUAACAACAUGUGGAUUUAAAUAUCAGGAAUUUCUCUUGUCUCCAACAUGUCUUGGCAUUCCCAAUUCUAGGCUGCGGUAUUUUCUAAUUGCAAAGCUUCACCAAGAACCAUUUUCCUUCCAAGCUCCUGGUCAAAUAUUGACAAGAUUCCCAGAUCAGGAUCCAGAAGAUUUACUCAAGGAAAAAGUUGCUGACAAAGUGGAUGAAGCCAGUUCUUUGUCCUCUGAGGAGAAGAAUCUGGAUCCAAACAUUGGUCCAGAUUGCAGCAGCAAGAAGAGUUUACCAAAAGGGGCCUUUCUGUUUAAGCUUGAAACAGUAGAAGAGAUGGAAAGGAAACAUAAUCAGGAUAAUGAUCCCUCUAUUCAAAUGCUAAAAGACUUCUUGGAAGAGGAAAACGAAGAAAUGAGUCAAUAUUUCUUACCACCAAAGUCCUUACUGCGCUAUGCUCUCUUGUUAGACAUUGUUAAACCCACCUGCCGGAGAUCCACGUGCUUUACAAAAGGGUAUGGACACUAUGUAGAAGGGACCGGCUCUGUUCUGCAGACAGCAGUAGAUGUACAGCUUGAAUCAGUGUUUAAACACAUUGAUGAGUUACCAGAAGAAGAGAAGCUUAUGAAAUUGUCAACGUUAAAACUGAGGUACUUUACCCCAAGAGAAAUUGCAAAUCUUCAUGGAUUCCCUUUGGAAUUUGGUUUUCCUGAAAAGGUAACAGUAAAGCAACGCUAUCGUCUGCUGGGAAACAGCCUCAAUGUGCACGUGGUGGCAAAAUUGAUCUCCAUUCUACUUGAAUAAUUUAGAACCUGAAACUGAUGCAUAUGGACUGGUGACAGAAAAUACUUCCAUCUUUUAGGAGAAAGCUGAUGGAACCUGGACAAAUACCAGAGCUUGCCAAGAUACUUGCCCAGACAUUUUGCUGAAUGAUUUUUAUAUAUUUUUAAUAACUUGCAUUUAUGAUGGAUUUAAACUGUAUAGGUGUUUUAUUUAAAGGGCAGUUUACAGGACUUACUUGCUUUAUUUGAAUGUUCUUUUUAGUUUGCAGAAUGAAAAAUAGUACACAUGCUAAUACUUCAAUGAGAAAGGACAAGAUUAUUUUAUUUUACUUUAUUUUUUAUCAUAAAACCAUUUUCAGUACUGUGUGAAACUGUGUCAAAGCUGUUUCAAUCAGGUGCAGAGAUCAAGUUCUAUGUGUAAAAUGUCUUCAUCUUUAAAUGAAAGUAAUCCAUUCUGAAAAGAUUUGCUGUAUAUAUGAUCUGAAAUUUUG
Molecule: messenger RNA, 1681 nt
Organism: Melospiza georgiana
Lineage: Eukaryota; Metazoa; Chordata; Aves; Passeriformes; Passerellidae
Gene: TRDMT1
Product: tRNA aspartic acid methyltransferase 1
Exons: 11
Coding region: 13-1212 (399 amino acids)
Molecular function (GO): methyltransferase activity
Source: RefSeq, a predicted model, not a curated record